Molecule: messenger RNA, 4712 nt
Organism: Xenopus laevis (African clawed frog)
Lineage: Eukaryota; Metazoa; Chordata; Amphibia; Anura; Pipidae
Gene: axin2.S
Product: axin-2
Exons: 11
Coding region: 469-2916 (815 amino acids)
Biological process (GO): positive regulation of proteasomal ubiquitin-dependent protein catabolic process; cell development; regulation of centromeric sister chromatid cohesion
Cellular component (GO): cytoplasm; plasma membrane; beta-catenin destruction complex
Molecular function (GO): beta-catenin binding; I-SMAD binding; protein kinase binding
Source: RefSeq, a predicted model, not a curated record
GGAGAGGCAGCAGGGGCUGUGCUGGGAGUUUUUAAAAUACUCAGUUUUAAUCCCCUCUUUAGGGUAUAUGUGACAGAUUUGUCUCUACCCACCCUUUAACUCCUGCCUCCUCCCCCAGUCCCUCCCAGGCACACCCCCCCCCCCCGGGAUGGCUAAAGGAGUUGUGUGUGCAUGCCUAGGUGUCACUUAGUUGUACAGGUCUCCUGGAGGCAGAAAGUGGCUUUGGGAGCUGGGACUGUGCCCCCAAUCCUGCCCACUUGUCACCCUGCCACCCCCAGUAUUCUCCAGCACCCAACAGGAGUAUGCCUGGGUGGGCCCAUGGAUUGGUAAUUUUUGGGCAGAUCUUCAGAAUGCAGAGAUGGAUGAUUAUGCACCCAGAGGGAAGAGGACGCACAGGAUCCCCCGCUGACUUGAGACGGAGAGCAGAUUAUCGUGGAAUUUAAACCAUAAAAUAAGAAUUACAGAGCUAUGAGUAGUUCUUUGUUGGCAACCCUCCUCUCAGAUCAUAGCAGCAGCUUCAGAGAAGAUGCCCCACGUCCCCCAGUGCCAGGGGAAGAAGGGCAGACGACAUGCCAACUUCCCAUGAGAAGCCAAAGAUCAAAGUCAGUGCCCGUCUCAUCCAACCCUAGGAGAGAUGAAGACGGCAUGGGUGAACCUGAAGGCAGCGCCUCACCAGAUUCCCCUCUCACACGAUGGACCAAGUCGCUGCAUUCUCUGCUGGGUGACAAGGAAGGAGCCGACCUAUUUAGGAUUUUUUUGGAAAGGGAGAAAUGCGUGGACACACUAGAUUUCUGGUUUGCCUGUAAUGGAUUUAGGCAGAUGGACCUUAAGGAUGCUAAGACUCUGAGAGUGGCCAAAGCUAUUUACAAAAGGUAUAUUGAGAGCUGCAGCAUCAUCUCCAAACAACUCAAGCCCCUGACCAAAAGCUUCCUAAAAGAUUUCAUCAAAAAGCAGCUCAUCAACUCCACCAUGUUCGACCAAGCACAAUCCGAGAUCCAUGCAGUCAUGGAGGACAAUGCCUACCAGGUGUUUCUGACAUCGAACAUAUACCUGGAGUGUGUGCAAAGUGGUGGGGAGAAUGCUGCUUAUUUCAGCAACGUCAGGGAGUCAGGGAUUUUGAAAGUCGUCAGUGGAUACCUACCGACUGUGAAUGAAGAAGAGGAGUGGAGUUGUGUGGACUUGAAGCAGAAGACCUUGCCCUCUGUGGUGGGUCUCUCUAGCAAAGCCCUAAGGGCUACCAUCAGUCUGAGAUCCAAGGAGUCAGUGGAGAAUGGCUACAGGUCCUAUAAGAGGAACAACCUCAUCAACCCUUAUCAUGUUAUCUCUGGGCAUGUUUUUGCCCCAGCCACCAGUGCCAAUGAAAGUGAGAUCUCCAGCGAUGCUCUGACUGACGAUUCAAUGUCUGUGACAGACAGCAGCCUAGAUGGGGUCCAGCCCUACAGGAUGGGAAGCAAGAAGCAACUGCAGAGGGAAAUGGCUCGGAGUGUCAAAGCCAAUGGACUGGUCUCGCUGCCUCCUUUUCAUAGAACACACCGGCUGCCCAGAGAGAUGACGCCUGUGGAACCAGCGGAGUUUGCGGCUGAGCUUAUCGUUCGGCUGGAGAAAGUGAAGGAGAAGCAGGAGGAGAAGGACAGCGUGGAAGAGCAGAACAUCACAGAGGAGGAGGAGGAGGAGGAGGAAGACUACAAGACUCCUAAGUGCAUUCAACCUAUGGUCCCCGCACACCAGCCUCUGCCCUCACUGUCAUUGAGUUUAAGUAACGAAGACGCUCAAGCCAUUCUCGAUGACCACUUGUCCAGGGUUUUGAAGACUCCGGGAUGCCAGUCUCCAGGGAUGGACAGACACAGUCUAUGCCCCCAUUCUCCAGACCGACCCUGCCCUUUAUGGCCCACCCUGCAGCCAGUAUCACCCUGUGCUCUUCUUGCCAAGGGCUUUGUCACAAAGCAAACCACAAAGCAUGUGCACCACCACUACAUCCACCACCACACGGCACCCAAGUCCAAGGCAGAGAUUGAGGCUGAAGCUGCGCGGAGAGUACAGUGUAUCUGCAGCAGCUCCUCCCAGUACUGCUGCUACCUGCCAACUAAAACUCAUUCCAAGAGCCUCGACUACUCCCUGCUACCUCUAGAGCAUGCUGGUGCUCGCUGUGGCUCCAUAUCCAGGAAGUGCUGCAAAAUGACUGACUGUCCUGGUGACGGCCCUGUAGAUGGUGCCACACUUAUAUACCAAUUGCCGGGUGAAGAAUUUACAGCAAACAACUGGCAGCAGGUUGUAGGGUGUGAAAAAGAAAGACAAAGCAGACACAAAGCUCACAGUCUGCAGCACAUCAAGAAAACCCCUUCUAGCGAACCUCAUUCCUCAUCUGCAGAGCAUACCAUCCGCCAUCAUACUUGCAACGGUCACCCACGAAACCUACAGCCUUCCCAGCUUUCUCCCCAGGAACAGGCAGUACCCCCUGUGCCCCCUCCCAGUACACUGGCCCAGCUUGAGGAGGCCUGCCGCAGACUUAAUGAAGUGUCCAAGCCGCAAAAACAGAGAUGUUCUGUUACUGGGCAGCAGAGAAUCCACCCUGUCAACAGCCAGUUGGCACCUUCACCCAAUACCACUGCCGCCCCAGUGUCUGACGAACACAAGGAGCCAAAGAGGCUGCAGGCUCCCCAUUCUCCCACUGAGCUCAUGGUCACUUAUUUCUUUUGCGAAGAUAAAAUCCCAUAUCGGUGGACGCUGAAAUCCCGCAACCUAACCUUGGGGCACUUCAAGGAGCAGCUGAGCAAGAAAGGAAACUAUAGGUAUUACUUUAAGAAGACCAGCCAGGAAUUUGAGUGCGGGGCAGUGUUCGAGGAAAUCUGGGAAGAUGACGCCAUGUUGCCCACCUGCGAAGGGCGAGUACUUGGAAAAGUGGAGCGAUUUGACUGAGCCUCUGUGCAUUUCCAUGCAAUAUACAUUCCAAGUUCGACCUGGAUAGGGACUCUGUCAACUUGGCACAUUAAACACUCUAUGCACUUAUUUACACCGCCAUUUGCACGGCUGGUAUCGAAUGUGCCCUCCAGGGCCCUGGAAUCCACCAUGAAGAUACUAUGAGCUUCCAUGAGGUGAGAGUUUUGUGGGCUGGAGUCACUGCAGAAUGUGCGCACGACCCCCAGCUCCUAUGCAGUAAACAUGUCGGUCAGAGAGAACUUGCCUUUUGUUAUUUUCCUAUUUAUUGAACAUUUCGGCCGCUGUUUGGCCUUUGCUGCUGCAUUCGCGAUAAUUGAAAUUUGUAAAAACAAAAGGCUCAAUCGCAUUUUAUUGUGCCAUUCUUCAAUUAUUUUCGGGGGCCAAACCUCAUUAUCACGUGAUUACAUAAGGACCACCCCUUUUAUGACAUCACAAGGGACCAUGCAAAUAAGCAGACUUCAAAACACGAGUCCCCAUUUAGAAGAAAAAAGUUCAAACAAUAAAAUGUAAAUGUUCAUCCAGCUGAGUGUUAGUUCACACAUCCAGACUAGUGGUUACAUGCAAGUGUCCAUGCAGUACAAAAUAGUUGCAACAAGAUACUGCUCAGAACGAGCCUAUCCAGGGUCCCAAGUCAUGAUGUGUACCUUAAACUACAGCAUUUAAUACAUAUCUACAGCUCCUGUAACAUUACUUACAUAUAGUUGCAGUGACACAGUUACAUAUAGUGUCGUGGAACACUUCAGUUAUUCCAUAGGAAAGACAAAACACUGCCAAUACCAAAGGUAAUGCAUUUUAUAAUGGUUCAAUGCUCCACGCUUCAUCAAUACCAUUGGGAUAUAGGAUAUAAUAUAGGCUAUAUCUAAAGGCUUAAACCAGAGGGCUUGUCUUUUUUUCACUGCUGUCUAUUACCACCUCCAGCACCUGCACAACUACAUCCUCCAUAUUUUAUGCUGCUUCUACAAUCCCUGCCCAUUACUCCAAGAGCACUUGCUACAAUGGUGGUUGUUGCCCUUUAAUUUAUUUGCAUAUUUGGGGGCCUUUAUAACAUGCCUGAUAAAAGCUGCCGACUCAUAAUUGGCUAUAACUCAAUAAACUGCCAACUUGGUCUGAAUGGGCGGAGUCGCUGCUUUUAUUUACCUGUGUAUGUUGGUCACCUGAUCGCUGAAAUCCGGCAGCCGUCUUGAUUUUCAACUAAAAGCUACAAUAAUCCCUGAGAAACAGUAUGUAAUAAAUCAGAAACAAGGUUUACUCUGACAUCAUUAUACCGUCUCCUUUAUGGCUUGCUUCCCUCAGCUUACUGUGAACUGCAGCUCCCAGUAUUCUUAGCUGAAGAUACAGGGAAUUGUAAUUUGCAGCUGCCUAUGGGCGUGGGCUAUUGAUUUAUCAGCUUAGAAAUAAUAUUCUGUUAUUAUUCUAUUGUAUAUUGUAUGUAACAUUCCUUGUACAGUAUAUCUGUAAAAAGUGUAAUAUAUGUAUCUGAUAUUCUAAUGACACGGCUUAGUGUUAAAUGAAUGAAAUCCUUGUGCCUCUAUGGUGAGAAUUCACUGUAUGUCACCCUGUGUAGGGUCUAAAGCUUCCCUUGAUUUAAGGGGUUAAUGGAUCUUUUCUGCCUUUAAUGUUUCGUACUUCUGACUCGAUCGGCCUCUUGUCCAAGUUAUACUGUAAAUGAUGCAUUAUAUACAGAGUUACCCUAUAAAGAACAGAUCACAUGGUACAGUAAUUAUUGUAAUUAAGAGAUGUAGCAUUUAUUAAAAGGUUUAUAUUUUUCAAAUUAA